GAAAAUUUCAAGCUGCGUUGUUUGGUCACCAUGAUUCUCUUAAUAUUUUCCUUGCUGUGUCUGCUGUCAGCAAGCCAAGCUCAAGACUUGACCCAACAACCCUUCGCUCACGGCUCGGAAGUCGUAGAAGCUGUUGUUGAUUUGAUUCGUGAAAAUUGUAUCUUUCCUGAAGAGAACAGAUUUCUACGAAGAUGGGCAUACGUCAAAACAAGGGAUGGAACUCUUCCUUCUGCUAGUGGGGUCCAUGGCGGCAUUUGGAAGAUAACUAAAGGUUUUUUUCAAAGAACGAAGAAUGAUGUGGUAUUACAGCCUUACCUUGAUAAAAUAAACAAACUAUUGGGUAGGAACUGGUUGGAUGUUCAAUGGCCAGAGUUAGUUAAACCUCUAUAUUCAGGGCUAGCGGCUGUUUUAAUUACAGUUCAACAGAUGCAUGCUCAAAAUAUCCCCCGAAUUCCACCAGAAGUAGAACUACAAGGCAACUUGUGGUUUAAGUUUUUUCAAUUUGGAGAAUCGGCCUACAAUUAUACUGCUACUGUGAACUUGAUGAAUCAAGGUUGCAAGGGGAAUGAAGCUAUAGAUAUGGUGUUCAUCAUUGAUUCUUCGAGCAGUGUGAAUCCAGAUGACCUUGUAAGAGUCAAGGCCUUCAUGACAAACAUCAUCGGUGAAUUUAACAUUGGAAACAGGGACACAAGAAUCGCUGUGAUUCGAUAUUCAACACAAGUCACUGAAGCCAUCAGAUUUUCCGAUACACAGACGCAAAGUAAUAUCAUAAAGAUGAUAAAUGAUAUAAAUUUCGAAGCGGGGAGUACAAAUACAGCUGGAGCAUUGGACAAAGCGAGGAUAACUUUCACAUCGGCUCGUUCAGAUGCAGUAAAAGUCGCUGUCCUUGUCACUGAUGGAAAAUCAGACGAUUUCAUCAACACCAAGCAUUCCACAGACAAUUUGAAAGCAGACGGAAUUGCAGUAUUUACUGUUGGUGUUGGAAAAUUGAUCGAUCAGACGGAAUUGAACUAUAUAUCUUCAUCACCUGCAUGUACCCAUACCUACACCGUCGCAGACUUUCAAGGCAUCAACGCCCUGGUGGAAGAAAUACAACACAGUGUUUGUAGAGCACCUCUGUAUGCUAACUUCACUGUAACAUGUGAAAUUGGAAGAUGUCCUCCAUACGCUUUCCCUCUACCAUCUAUAGGUUUGACCAUACAGGCAAACAUCACAUGUGGUGGAGUAACAGUCUAUAGCUCUGUAUCCCAGGCCUACCCAGGAGUCGCUGCUAGUGACAAACAAGUUGUUGUCCAGUAUUAUAAUGAAUCAGAAUUUUAUCAACCAGGCGUGGAGAAUCAGAAAUAUCUCUAUGUUAAACCUGAAGACCAUUUGAUCUUUGGUAACGGUCCUUGUUUGCUCACCUUGACCCCAUUUCAAGGUCAACUCAGACACACUGUAUAUAUAUAUUGUGAAGAAAAUGGCGUUAGAAGAAACUGUACAGAGGAAGAACUUUGUCCAGGUGGAAAAGUACACAACUCAUAUAACCCAUGUACCAAGGAAAAUCUUGCCACGGGCAAAACCAGGUUCCCCUACCCUGGGGACAAUACCAAAUUUUAUAUAUGUCAGUCUUCGAAGGCAAUUAUCGCAAGUUGUCCCGAGGGAGAGGUGUUUGCCCCCCAAUGCCAACUCUGCUACGGAAAAAAUCAACCAGUUAUUACAAAUUGUAAUGCAUCUAAUAUCAACUCAAAAUUCGACGGAUAUUGCACAACGGAAAAUAUCCUCGCUGGCAAAUACUAUUUCACACAUCCAUUGGACAUUCAUUUAUAUAUACAAUGUGACCCUUGGGGUAACGCAUAUGUAAUGUCCUGUGAAGGAGACCUUAUUUGGCAGGAAACGAAACUGUCGUGCGAAAAGCGCGACACUUUGAUCAACCCCUGUCUUCACAUGGAUCAACAGGGGAACGAGCGCUUUUAUGCCUAUCCCUUAGAUUUCCACAAGUUUAUUGAAUGCAAUGAUUUCCUAGAUCCCUUGGUAAUGAGUUGUCCUGCAGGUCUAAUGUGGAGCGAUUGUAUAAAAACAUGCAUGCAACGCGCUAGAAUUCCAAACAAUUGUUUCAUUGAUCCUAAUGGUCCACUGGCUUCCUACAUACCCACUGCUCAAAUCCCACCAUAAAUUUGAAACAAUUGCAUUUUACAGACUGGUUUCAUUGUGUUAAGUAAAAAAACACCCCUCAUUUUCUAAAUGAACUCUUCCUUACAAGUAUGAUCAUAGAAAUUGUUGAAAUAUGCAUUUGUGGAAGAGUUCGCUUUAGUUAAAGGCGUGUCAAGUUACUUAGUACACAUUGAAAGUUCAGAAAAACGUACAUUUUCCCCUUAAAUUCUAUUGUUAAUUUGUCUAUUGAAUAAAACCCUCAUAUGUCUGAAAAAAA
Lottia gigantea (owl limpet) is the source of this 2410-nucleotide messenger RNA. RefSeq lists its product as hypothetical. Bases 31 to 2154 code for a protein of 707 amino acids. The record is from RefSeq and is a predicted model, not a curated record. Gene Ontology annotation, cellular component: extracellular region. NCBI's taxonomy places the organism in Eukaryota, Metazoa, Mollusca, Gastropoda, Lottiidae. The transcript is spliced from 10 exons. Gene Ontology annotation, molecular function: chitin binding.